AUGGCAGUGUAUGAAGCAUGGACAAAGGAACAAAGUGAUGCCUUGUUAAAAAUUCUGGUUGAAUCUUCAAUUAGGGGAUGGCGCGAUAAUAGUGGUUUAUUUAGCAAAGCCACAGUAGAGGAAAUGAUAUUGCCUGUUCUGAAUGAAAGACUUAGCUGCAUCGCCGGAUUCAUAAUCAUUGUGCUCAACCAAUUUCAAGAUCAAUUGGUCUUCUACGUCACCCCCACAGAAGCCCUAGACAAGUACACCUCUGACCCCAAGAAAUCCAAGUUCCGUCUCGGCGACCUUGUGCUCGAGAACAGCGUUGCGCAGAUCCCGUCGUCAUCGGAGAUCCAGUUCGUCAUCACCUAUCUGAUCACUGACAUUUUGGUCAAGUACGAGGGCAGCCUACCCGAUCUCUUCUGCGAGGGGAAUCUGGGUGCCAUUUAA
Salvia miltiorrhiza (redroot sage) is the source of this 429-nucleotide messenger RNA. Its product is annotated as cytochrome c-type biogenesis protein CcmE homolog, mitochondrial-like. The transcript is spliced from 2 exons. The record is from RefSeq and is a predicted model, not a curated record. Gene Ontology annotation, cellular component: plasma membrane. Bases 1 to 429 code for a protein of 142 amino acids. Gene Ontology annotation, molecular function: heme binding. Gene Ontology annotation, biological process: protein-heme linkage; cytochrome complex assembly. Lineage: Eukaryota; Viridiplantae; Streptophyta; Magnoliopsida; Lamiales; Lamiaceae.